CGCCCUCGCUGUUAGCGCGCUAGCAGAGAAGCUGCUACGCCCGCGACGCGAUCGCAGCUGCGCAGGACAAUGGCAGGCUCGGCGCUGGCGAUUCGGGCUCGGCUCGGAGUCUGGGGUGUGAGGGUCCUACAAACUCGAGGCUUCGGCUCGGGCUCGGGCUCGUCGGAGAGCAUAGACACCAGCGCUGGCUCCAUCCGAGAAGCCGGUGGGGCCUUCGGAAAGAGAGAGAAGGCUGAAGAGGAUCGGUACUUCCGAGAGAAGACUAAAGAACAACUGGCUAUCCUGAAGAAACACCAUGAAGAUGAGAUCCAGCACCACGAGCAGGAGAUAGAGCGUCUGCAGAAACAAAUUGAGCGGCAUAAGAAGAAGAUAAACAACCUGAAAAGUCAUCACUAAAUGCAUUCAGUCACCCACAGAAUGAUAUGUAUCGUUCCCCACUUCUAUAGAAAUGUACUUCUUCCUGAGUGAUUAAUAUUUGGGCUGUGUGCUACUAACAGACAAUAAAUUAUCACCAGUAAA
Mesocricetus auratus (golden hamster) is the source of this 519-nucleotide messenger RNA. It is a transcript of the gene Atp5if1, whose product is annotated as ATP synthase inhibitory factor subunit 1. Gene Ontology annotation, cellular component: mitochondrion. The record is from RefSeq and is a predicted model, not a curated record. The transcript is spliced from 3 exons. Bases 70 to 396 code for a protein of 108 amino acids. Gene Ontology annotation, biological process: negative regulation of ATP-dependent activity. NCBI's taxonomy places the organism in Eukaryota, Metazoa, Chordata, Mammalia, Rodentia, Cricetidae. Gene Ontology annotation, molecular function: ATPase inhibitor activity.